Messenger RNA from Choloepus didactylus (southern two-toed sloth), 12636 nucleotides. RefSeq names its product HIVEP zinc finger 3 (gene HIVEP3). NCBI's taxonomy places the organism in Eukaryota, Metazoa, Chordata, Mammalia, Pilosa, Megalonychidae. Gene Ontology annotation, molecular function: RNA polymerase II cis-regulatory region sequence-specific DNA binding; DNA-binding transcription factor activity, RNA polymerase II-specific. The transcript is spliced from 8 exons. Gene Ontology annotation, cellular component: nucleus. The record is from RefSeq and is a predicted model, not a curated record. The coding region runs from base 1538 to 8677 and encodes 2379 amino acids. Gene Ontology annotation, biological process: regulation of transcription by RNA polymerase II.
GGCUGGCCCUGGGGAGGAAGGCGGGGUUCAAGCACUUUGGGGAAGGCGAUGGACGUCCGCCGGUCCCGGGUGCGGUUGAGGCGGGGCGCCAAGCGGCGGGUCCGGCGGCGGCGACCGGGGCUUCCCUGACUGCCCUCCCCGGAGGGCCGGGGAGGAAAUGACAGCGCGGGAGCCGGAGCGGGCGCGGAGAGAGGGGCGGCGCCCGGAGUGGCACGGCCUGUCACCGAAGAGGCCGCCGCGCAGCCCCCUCCCGCGACCGCGGGGAGCCGGGGAUUCCCCAGACGAGGAGCACCCCCCCCCCCCGCCGGCAGCCGCGCAGCCGCCGCACCCCGGUCCCACCGUGACCCCCGCCGCGGAGGGUUCUCAGCCGGGCUGACAGAGACGACCCAGCGCCCGGCAGCGAAGCCGGGCAAGUCGAGGCCGAGCGGGUCGGAGAGGCGCCCGGGGCGAGCGGCGGGGUCCCCCAGGCUCAACGACAGGAAACUCUGGGGAGUGAAUGGAAAGAAGUGGGUGGUCUGGCCUCUGCGACUUCCCCUGACAUCACUGCCCAAAUAAGGAGCUUCCAAGCGGCCGCGGGGCGACCGGGAGCCGCGCCCGCCGCCAGCGCCGGCCCGCAAGCCCGCCCCGCGCCCACCCCGCGCCGCGUGGGCCGCCAGCAAGCGCCCGGGGCACCGCCGGGCGGAGCCGAGCCGGGAGGAGCCGAGCGAGCGGGCGCUGCCGAGCCGCGCGGAGGCCGGGCGCGCAGCCCAGCGCAGCCCAGUCCAGCGCGGCGCAGCCCAGCCGGGAGGAGCGGAGCCGCCGCCGCCCGGCAGGAUCGGAGGCACAGACCCAGAAGUCUUGACUUCGUUCAUGGAGAAGCCUUAAGAGAUACUGGCCAGGCAAGCUCUCCCCUCCAGAGGGAAGAGCAACGUGUAAGGAACGGGCAGCAACGGCAGGAGUGGACAUGAGUGCUGGUUUUCAGAGAGAAGAGCGUUUUAGUUUUGGUCAUCGAAAGUGGUGCCUUCAGCACAGAAGAGCCUGACUUCUCUGUGGCUGUUGAUCGCCAACACGGGACUAAAGGGGAGAAGAGGCUGGGACGGAGCCACCCUCAGCAUCCAGUGUGGCUUCACUUUUGCCAGGACCAGGGAUGACUGGGCCGUGGACACGGACGUCUCCAACCUCCAACAGUUCACAUAGCACACAGGGGACUCGUGGGGUCACCUGCCACUGCCAAGUGGAAUAAUACAAUGGCAAUAUUGACAUCCUUCAUGACGUAUUCAAGACAGACAUUCAGGCAGAAAGCCGUGGUGCAUUUUCUGUCUGCAAAGUAGAGGGCAUGCCUCACCAAUAUGAAUAGUUUGGACCCUGAUGACCUGCUCUGAGUCUACUCACAGCCAGUGACACUUGCAAAAAAAAAACUCCCAAAGCUGUCUUUGGGCUUCUGCAGCUCGUGACCAAUGUGGCCAAAGUCAGGCGCCUCCUUGGGACAUUUGGAUUAUUCAUAAAUGCAGCCUGCCCCAACCCUCCCUGAAUAGCAUCUGAAGUUUCUCUGGAGGUCAUGGAUCCUGAACAAAGUGCCAAGGGCACCAAGAAGGCUGAAGGAAGUCCCCGGAAGCGGCUGACCAAAGGAGAGGCCAUUCAGACCAGUGUUUCAUCCAGUGCCCCACAUCCAAGCAGCGGCACUGCUGCCACCCAAGAAAGCCCCCUCCAAGAGCUCCGAGCCCCACAGCCCUUCCCAGGCCCCUCAUCGGUUCUUCGGGAAGGCUCUCAGGAGAAAACGGGCCAGCAACAGAAGCCCCCAAAGAGGUCCUCCAUUGAAGCGUCUGUCCACAUUUCGCAGCUUCCACAGCACCCUCUGACACCAGCAUUCAUGUCGCCCGGCAAACCUGAGCAUCUCCUGGAGGGGUCCACCUGGCAGCUGGUCGACCCCAUGAGACCUGGACCAUCAGGCUCCUUUGUCACCCCUGGGCUCCAUCCUCAGGGCCAGCUCCUCCCUUCUCAUGCUUCUCUCAUCCCCCCUGAGGACCUGCCUGGCAUCCCCAAAGUCUUUGUGCCCCGUCCCUCCCAGGUCUCCUUGAAGCCCACAGAAGAGGCACACAAGAAGGAGAAGAAACCACAGAAGCCGGGCAAGUACAUCUGCCAGUACUGCAGCCGGCCCUGCGCCAAGCCCAGCGUGCUCCAGAAACACAUCCGCUCACACACAGGCGAGAGGCCCUACCCCUGCGGUCCCUGUGGCUUCUCCUUCAAAACCAAGAGUAACCUCUACAAGCACAGGAAGUCCCAUGCCCACCGCAUCAAAGCAGGCCUGGCCUCGGGAAUGGGCAGUGAGAUGUAUCCCCCAGGCCUGGAGGUGGAGAGGAUCCCUGGGGAAGAGUUUGAGGAGCCCACUGAGGGAGAAAGCACGGAUUCAGAGGAGGAGACAGGGGCCAUGUCCAGUCACCCUGCAGAGCUCUCUCCCAGGCCUAAGCACCCCCUCCUGUCCAGCAGUUUGUACAGCUCUGGGAGCCACGGGUCCAGCCACGAGCGAUGCUCCUUGUCCCAGUCCAGCACAUCCCAGUCACUCGAGGACCCCACUCCAUUCGCAGAACCCUCAUCCGAGCACCCCCUGAGCCAGAAACCCGAAGACACCCACACAAUAAAGCAGAAGUUGGCCCUCCGCUUAAGUGAGAGGAAAAAGGUGAUCGACGAGCAGUCGUUUCUGAGCCCAGGUAGCAAAGGGAGCACUGAGUCUGGGUACUUCUCCCGCUCCGAGAGCUCUGAGCAGCAGGUCAGUCCCCCAAACACCAAUGCCAAGUCCUAUGCUGAGAUCAUCUUUGGCAAGUGUGGGCGGAUUGGGCAACGGACCGCCAUGCUGACGGCCACCUCGACCCAGCCCCUUCUGCCCCUGUCCACCGAAGACAAGCCCAGCCUGGUGCCUUUGUCCGUACCCCGGACCCAGGUCAUCGAGCACAUCACCAAGCUCAUCACCAUCAACGAGGCCGUGGUGGACACCAGCGAGAUAGACAGCGUGAAGCCCAGGAGAAGCUCGCUGUCGAGGCGCAGCAGCAUGGAGUCUCCCAAAUCCAGCCUCUACCGGGAGCCACUGUCAUCCCACAGUGAGAAGAUGAAGCCCGAACAAUCACUGCUGAGCCUCCAGCACCCCCCCAGUACCACCCCUCCCGUGCCUCUCCUGAGAAGCCACUCAAUGCCUUCUGCCGCCUGCACUAUCAGUACCCCCCACCACACCUUCCGAGGUAGCUACUCCUUUGACGACCAUAUCACCGACCCCGAUGCCCUGAGCCGCAGUCAAGUGUUUACCUCCCACCCCCGGAUGCUGAAACGCCAGCCGGCCAUUGAACUGCCUUUGGGAGGGGAGUACAGUGCCGAGGAGGCUGGACCAAGUAGCAAAGAUGCAGCCUCCAAACCUGCCGAAGAAUCUGAACCCAAGGAAAGUGAACUGACCAAAAAGACCAAGAAGGGUUUGAAAAUAAAAGGGGUGAUCUAUGAAUGUAACAUAUGUGGUGCUCGGUACAAGAAAAGGGAUAACUAUGAAGCCCAUAAGAAAUACUAUUGCUCAGAGCUUCAGAUCACAAAGCCUGUCUCUGCAGGUGCUCACAUGCCUUCAGAAACAAAAAAGAGUCAGGCUGAGCACGAGCCGUGGUCCCAGAUGAUGCAUUAUAAACUGGGGACCACCUUGGAACUUACUCCACUGAGAAAGAGGCGGAAAGAGAAAAGCCUCGGGGAUGAGGAAGAGCCACCUACCUUUGAGUCUGCAAAAAGUCAGUUUGGCAGCACCGGGCCAUCAGAUGCUGCUCGGAACCUUCCCCUGGAGUCCACCAAGUCACCAGCAGAACCAAGCAAAUCAAUGCCCUCAUUGGAGGGAUCCAUGAGCUUCCAGCCCAGGACUCCCAAGCCAGGGUCCAGUUCUGAAUCAGGGAAGGAGAGGAGAACAACGUCCAAAGAAAUCUCUGUCAUCCAGCACACCAGCUCCUUUGAGAAAUCCGACUCUCUAGAGCAGCCCAGUGGCUUAGAAGGGGAAGACAAGUCUCUGGCCCAGUUCUCAUCACCCCCUCCUGCCCCACACGGACGUUCAGCUCAUUCCCUGCAGCCCAAGUUGGUCCGCCAGCCCAACAUACAGGUUCCAGAGAUCCUGGUGACCGAGGAGCCCGACCGGCCAGACACAGAGCCUGAGCCACCCCCUAAAGAACCCGAGAAGACGGAGGAGUUCCAGUGGCCCCAGCGCAGCCAAACUCUUGCCCAGCUCCCGGCCGAGAAGCUGCCACCCAAGAAGAAGAGGCUGCGACUGGCAGAGAUGGCCCAGUCGUCGGGGGAGUCUAGCUUUGAGUCCACCGUGUCUCUGACUCGCAGCCCAAGCCAGGAGAGCAGUAUCUCCCUGAGCGAGUCCAGCCGUUCGGCCUCAUUUGAGAGGGAAGACCAUGGAAAAGCCGAGGCCCCCGGGCCCUCGUCCGACACGCGCCCCAAACCUCUGGGCACCCACAUGCUGACCGUCCCCAGCCACCACUCACACUCCCGAGAGAUGCGGAGGUCAGCCUCAGAGCAAAGCCCCAACGUGUCCCAUUCCUCCCCAAAGACUGAAACACGCAGCAAAUCAUUCGACUAUGGCAGCUUGUCCUUGACAGGCCCUUCUGUGCCGGCCGCCGUGGCUCCACCGGCCCCGGCACCCCCAGCAGAGAGAAGAAAAUGCUUCUUGGUGAGACAGGCCUCUCUGAGCAGACCUCCCGAGAUGGAGCCAGAGGCCACCCCCAAGGGAAGACAUGAGGGUGAGGAGCCACAGCCCUCAUCCAGUCAGCCCUCUAAGAAAAGCUUGUUGCCCCAGCUUUCCUCUACGGCCACCUCCCACAGCGGGCACCCAGGAGGCAAGAGCCAGGUGCAGGACAGGCCCCCACUGGGAUCUACUCCACCCUACACAGAAGCACUGCAAGUGUUCCACCACCCCAUUGCCCAGCAAUCCCUGCAUGAGAAACCAUAUCUGCCCCCACCUGUCUCCCUUUUCUCCUUCCAGAACCUCUUGCAGCAUGAGCCAGGGCAGUCUUCGGAAUUCUUCUCUACCCAGGCCAUGUCCAGCCUCCUCUACUCACCGUACUCUGUGCCUCCUCUUCCUCCCUCCUUAUUUCCAGCCCCACCACUUCCUCUCCAGCCUGCUGUUCUGCACCCAGGCCAGCUCCACCUCCCCCAGCCUGUGCCUCACCCAGCCAACAUCCCCUUCCGGCAGCCCCCUUCAUUUCUCCCCAUGCCAUACCCUGCCUCCUCAGCACUCUCUUCUGGGUUUUUUCUGCCUCUGCAAUCCCAGUUUGCUCUUCAGCUCCCCAGUGAUGUGGACAGCCGUCUGUCCCAGAUCAAAACCAGCAUGGCCCCGCUGGCUUCAGGAACUGCUGGCCUCUCCCCCAGCACAGAGUACAGCAGUGACAUCCAGGUGCCCCCUGUGGUCCCCCCAGCCAGCUCUGCAGCACCCACAUCAGCCCCUCCACUGGCCCUACCCACCUAUCCAGACACUAUGGUGUCCCUGGUCGUGCCUGUCCGCAUCCAGACCAACAUGCCAUCCUAUGGGAGUGCGAUGUACACCACCCUCUCCCAGAUCUUGGUCACCCAGUCCCAAGGCAGCUCAGCAACUGUGGCUCUUCCCAAGUUUGAGGAACCCUCAUCCAAAGGAACGACUGUGUGUAGGGCAGAUGUGUAUGAAAUUGGGCCUGGACUGGCUGGGGUAAGUGAAGAACAAAGCAGAGGUUUCCCGACUCCAUACCUGAGAGUGCCUGUGGCAUUACCGGAAAGAAAAGGCACUCCCCUGUCAUCAGAGAGUGUCUUGAGCCUGGAGGGGAGUUCAUCAACAGCGGGGGGAAGCAAACGUGUCCUUUCACCAGCUGGCAGUCUUGAACUUACCAUGGAAACCCAACAGCAAAAAAGGGUGAAGGAAGAGGAGGCUUCCAAAGCAGAUGAAAAACUUGAGCUGGUAAAACCGUGCAGUGUGGGGCUUACAAGCAUCGAAGAUGGGAAGAGGUCGGAGAAAUCCCACUUAGGAGGCCAGGGCCAGGGCAGGAGGGAGCUAGAAAUACUGUCCAGCCUGUCCUCAGAUCCAUCUGACCCAAAGGAAAUUCCUCCCCUUCCUCACCCCACAUCGCCCCAUGUGACAGCCCCAAGCUCAGAAACUUUGAAAGAAUAUGCCCAGCCAUCUGGCAAACCUCACCGAAGAGGGUUACCUGCAAUAAGUGUGAAGAAAGAAGAUUCCAAGGAACAACCUGACCUCCCUCUACAGACGCCUUCCAGCUUGCUGCCUCUGUCAGAAACGUCGCCCAGACCAGCCAAGUCACAAGAAGGUACGGACUCAAAGAAGGUACUGCAGUUCCCCAGCCUCCACACGACCACUAAUGUCAGUUGGUGCUAUUUAAACUACAUUAAGCCAAAUCACAUCCAGCAUGCAGAUAGGAGGUCCUCUGUUUACGCUGGUUGGUGCAUAAGUUUGUACAACCCCAACCUUCCGGGGGUUUCCACUAAAGCUGCUUUGUCCCUCCUGAGGUCUAAGCAGAAGGUGAGCAAAGAGACAUACACCAUGGCCACAGCUCCGCAUCCUGAGGCAGGAAGGCUUGUGCCAUCCAGCUCCCACAAGCCCCGCAUGACAGAGGUUCACCUCCCUUCGCUGGUUUCCCCGGAAGGCCAGAAAGAUACAGCUAGAGUGGAGAAGGAAGAGGAGCAGCGAGGGGAGCCGGAGGAGGACGCUCCCGCCUCCAAGAGAGGGGAGCCGGCGAGGAUCAAAAUCUUCGAAGGAGGGUACAAAUCAAACGAAGAGUAUGUAUAUGUGCGAGGCCGCGGCCGAGGGAAAUAUGUUUGUGAGGAGUGUGGAAUUCGCUGCAAGAAGCCCAGCAUGCUGAAGAAACACAUCCGCACCCACACUGACGUCCGGCCCUAUGUGUGCAAGCACUGUCACUUUGCUUUUAAAACCAAAGGGAAUCUGACUAAGCACAUGAAGUCAAAGGCCCACAGCAAAAAGUGCCAAGAGACGGGGGUGCUGGCGGAGCUGGAAGCCGAAGAAGGAACCAGUGACGACCCGUUCCAGGACUCGGAGGGGCGAGAGGGCUCAGAGGCCGUGGAGGAGCACCAGUUUUCAGACCUGGAGGACUCAGACUCCGACUCGGACCUCGAUGAAGAUGAGGACGAGGACGAGGAGGAGAGCCAGGACGAGCCGACUGGACCAUCCUCGGAGGCACCCGUGCCUGGUCCGCCAGCCCCGCUGCAGGCUGGCUCCUCGCCCGGUCUGGGUCCUCAGCCCCUGGGGGCCACCCCUGGUGGCCAGGCUGUGCGGGGCAGCUCGGUCUCAGAAGCUGAGCACUUGGCAGCUGGUGGUUGCUCCACAUCCAGCCAGAGCAUCCUGUGUCUCCCCCAGCUGGGACCGGUCCCUUCGGGCUCCACAGAGAGGGACACAGGGGCCUCAAGCUCCAAGGCCAUGUCCCUGAGGAGGCCGUGGUCUCCAAGCAAAGAAGCGGGCACCCACCCACCACUUGCUCACCAACAAUCACUAACCAAAAACGACUCGUCCCCCCAGCGAUAUUCACCGGCCCAAGAACCCCAGGCCUCAGCCCCAAGCCCGCCUGGCACCCAGAUGGACCCUCUCCCUUGUGGGUCUCCAAGACUCGAGCUGUCUCCUCUCAGCCCCCGCCCCUUGGAAAGAGAACUGCCCCCACGAGCGCAUCUGCCCCUCGAACACGAGGGCUCCACGGACCCAGGCCCCCCCAGAUACUCGCCCACCAGGAGACGGUCUCCGGGUCAGGCCGAGUCACCACCAUGGUCAGCGCUGCCAGGGAAGUGGGCCUUGGUGGGGCCGGGCAGCUCCUCGGCGGGCGAGCGUGGCCCAGGCUCGGCACUGGCCCCGUGGCUUCUCUUCCCACCCACGCCUCUACCUCACAAGCUUCUGGGCAGAAGCCCUGAGACCUACACCUCCCCGUGGCAGAAGGCCGAGCCCCGAAGUCCAUCCUGCUCACCUGGCCCUGCUCAUCCUUUCUGCUCCCGGCCCUGCCCCACCGCCCAUGACCUCCAUGGCCACGGCCCAGCCCGGACAGAGGAGAACAUCUUCAGCCACCUGCCCCUGCACUCCCAGGGCUUGACCCGCCCCCCGUGCCCUUUGAUUCCCAUCGGCGGGAUCCAGAUGGUGCAGGCCCGGCCGGGGGCCCCCGGAGCCUGGGUCAGUGGCUUCUCAGGGGGUGGCAGCGACCUGACAGGGGCCCGGGAGGCCCAGGAGCGAGGCCGCUGGAGUCCCACCGAGAGCUCGUCCGCCUCCGUGUCCCCCGUGGCUAAGGUCUCCAAGUUCACACUCUCCUCGGAGCUGGCGGGCAGGGACUACCCCAAGGAGAGGGAGAGGACGAGCGGGGGCCGGGGCCGACCUCCCGACUGGGAGCCCACGCCCACGGACAGCCCCUGCACCCCGCCCGAGGCCUUGCCCUGGCCCCCUCCACAGGGCCGCCGGGCCCAGCAGCCCUGGAGCGCGGAGUCACCGCGCGCUUUCGCCAGCCCCAGGGCCUCCCCGGCCCCGCCACUGGACCGCAGCAGCUCCGUGGGCUGCCUGGCCGAGGCCUCUCCCCGCUUCCCAGCCCGGAGGAGGAACCUUUCUGGGGAGCCCAGAACCGGCCAGGGCUCCCCCAAGCCCUCAGGAAGUACAGGGCCGGGGGCACCUCCAGACCAGCCCGAGGACAGGGGCACCCCAAGCACUUAGCCUUUCUCCGACCGCUUCAGCUUCUGGCUCCCGGUGUGGGGCAACAGACGUUUCCAGCCGACUUCCUCGAAUCAUCUUGCUCUCACGGGCUCCCUUUCCCAUCUGUCCAUCUGUCCAAGCAGCUUCUGCUCAGACCCCCGUCUGUUAUCUUUCCAUGUAUGCAGUUACCUGUGCCUUUUCUAUACCUUUCGUUGCUUGAAAAGAAACAAAACAACACACACACACACAUAAAAAAAAAAAAUAACCCACGAGGAGUUUGAGGCUGUGAAUAUUUUGUGCUUUUUGGGGGAAGGGGUUUAGGUGGAACCUCACCCUCUGCAACUGACGUCAGCAGCCACCCUCCACCCCAAGUCUUGGCAAGAGGAGGCCAUUUGCUGAGGGAGAGGGGUUGCACUGAGGGGGAGAAAAUUACAAGAAACUUUUAAAAAUAUAUAAUUAAGUGUAAACACAAAUGCUCCUAUGUACAGAUGUUUAUGGUUCCUAUUUAUUGCCUCUUUAUCCCACCCCAACUAGUGGCCCAAGGCAGAGGGACACAAACACAGGCCGUGAGGCCCAGAAAACUCACCUUUUCAUCAUUUGCACUUUUUUUUCCAAGAAAAGGAAAAUAGGUCAUUUUUCCCAGGUUUGAAUAACAAAAAAUAGGGACAGGUGGAAGGUAAGGUAGGAGCUGGAUCCCCCAGGGCUGCCAGGGGGUCUGAGUCCUGGCCCACCUGACAGUUGACCCAUGGACACCCCCCAGCACCUCCCCUCUGCACCCCCACCCCUACCCCCUGGGCUGGGAAAGGAGCCCCUGACCAACCACCUCCUGGCUCCUGAGCACCUGACCUAGGCCCUGCUCUCCUGGUCCCACCCCCAGCCUGCCCUCCCUGUCCUCACACCCCCCCAGAGGGCGGAUGUGACAGGGCCCAGCCCCUCCGCUCUGAGGCCGCGGCUUGGGUUUUGCUUCACAUUUGGUCCCUGGGGUGCAGGGGGCCCUAUUUUCUUCGUGGUUGGGCUUUUCCAGUGCUUGGGCACAGCUCUGGACCCUUGUAGCAGGGGGUGUUCCCUCCCAGCCCCCCACCCCCCACCAUUGGUCCUCCACCAGCCCGGAGGAAAUACCCAAAACUGUGACGCGGGAAACUGUCUGGACCUGUUUGUUGGCAAAACCGCUUUUAAAGAUGCAUAAGGAAUCUAGAGACGACAGUGUCUGAUACUUUCCCCACCCUCUCUUUACCCACAGUAUUUUUGAAUUGUCCUAAGUCAUUUAAAUUCUUCUCCAAAGCAAUCCAUGCAAGCCAGUGCCUCCUUCCUCCUCCCCAUCUCCAGCUUCAAGAAGCUGCACUGCAUUUCCUGGGGUGACAAAAAAGCUGCUUUGUCAGAAAAAUAACAUGACCAAAAAUUAAAAUCCCAAGUUGAAAAGAUGGAACCUGAACUCCAACAUUUUUGCCCCACCCUAGAAGAGAGGAGUUUUCUUCCAACCUUCCAGAAAUGAUUUUCUUUCAUUUCUGCAAGGGGAAGGGGGAGGCGGCGCAGCGAGGGGCAACAUCUGUGGCCUUCCAGGCAGGGCGCUCUCCCACUUACAGAGCAGGGUGCUCCUCACCCGGCCCUUGGCCCGCAGGCCAGCCUUAUAUUCAAGUUGCUGAGAUGGGCACAGGAGGAGGAGGGUUGAGACGCUUCCGUGCACCCUCCGGGCUUGACCGUGAUUUCUUCAUCCCCCUCCCAUUCAGGCCCUGUCCCUGCUUGGCCCUUUCUGAUGGUCAGACCAGCUACAGGGCCAGCUUUCAGCCAGACCACCUUGUUCCUUCUCCUCUGACCUGGCUCAGAGCUAAGACAAGAAGGGGACAAUGGGAAGGGCCUCCCUGGAGCCAGAAAAUUGGGAGUCCUCCAUGUUCCAGAAUUCCUGGACUCUCUCACUCAUCAUGGGAGAAGGCCAGCCAACUGGCUUUGACCCUAUGGACACCGUUUGGGCCUGGGAGGAAGCAGAAAGGAACCUGGGUCCUGGUCCAGCACAGGCCUGGGCUUUCCUCACCCCCUGCCCCCCGCCUUUCAGCCCUAAGCUGUGGGGCUGCUCAAGACUUCAAGGGCUGAGGGCUGGGCGCUAGAUAAAGGGGCAUUGCUUCAGCCCAGCUUUGAAACUUUUCUGGGCAAGUCCUUCCAGUCCCAGCCCAGCAGAUGAGGGGCUCUGCUGGGCUAGCACCCUGACUUUUGGGGUGACCAUGCCCCUCCUCCCCUGUGCCCCCAGCCCUCCUGGGCUUCAGUACCCCUAUACUCAGACAGCCCACCCACCAAAGGUAUCCUGCCCCAGGGAACCUGGUAGGGGACAGGGUGGCCAGCAGGGGAGGCUCCCCACCAGUAGCUCAGGCACAUCGGGCACAGGCAGAGGGAAGGUAACUAGACCAGAAGUCAUUGGAGACCCAUUUCUGAAUGAUGGGGACAGAAUCUGGCCCACAGGCUGCUGCCCCAGGGGGAUGGAAUCAAUGCCACCAGUAUGGGAUGUGUGUCACUGGGCACAGCUCUAACCACCCCCUGCCAGACCCUAUUCCCACUCCGCUGAGCACAGAACCCCCAGCCCAAGCUCACAACUUCGUAAUUUGGAAAAAGGCUCUCACCCCUCCACCUGCCCUGGACCCCCAUGCCCUGCUCCCAACUGUUUCCAUGUUUCCAUCUUGUCUGUGACAGCAUUGCCCCUGCCAAGGGAGGCAAUGGAGAAAGCAGUGCUAAUUUGUUGGCAUGGAUACCUGUUAACGUGCUCUGCUGAAAAUGUGCAAGGAUGCAGAAUGGCCAUUCCUUGGUAGAGGCUAGCUCUGGUCCUUGGGUGCUGGUAGCAGAGGAGGAAUAACUUGCUGAAGUUACCAACUCGCCUUCUGUUGGGGAUUCCAAGCUACUUGCCCACCCUACCCCAUCCCCGGGCCUACCAUCCUGGAUACCCCUAACCACUGGCAAACUCGGGGUUAUCCAGGGUUCAUAUCCUGUUCCUUACCCCCCUCCCGAAGGCACCCUUCCCACCCCCCACUGCCCCUUCCUGUCCACCCACCCCACGGCUUCCACUCUGGGUACAACCACAAAGUUCCUCCAGGAAUCUGACAGUAGCAAGCUGCUUGUCUCCAUAAAUCUUCAACUUCCAGACCCGGAAGUCCCUCUGCCUCCCUCUGUCAGAAAAAGUCUGAAAGAAUUAGCUUCCAGAUCCCUCUAGCCGCUGCUCCACUCUCACCCCAUUCUUCUCGAAGAGGAACAAGCAAUAUAUCUGCACUGGAUUUCUCUCUAGUCCUUUCUCCAGGGAGAUCCUCCCUAAAGCAAAAGUCCUGGCUGAGCAGCCAUCCCUGGAGCUAUUCUGCAUUAUUGACCUGUGGGGAGGAAGUUUCUGAAGGCCUGUUCCACAAAUCCUGCUUCUGUGUCGUGAACCCAGUCUGCUUUCCAUUAGAAAACCGCUUCGGCACUUACAAUCACUUUACUAACUCUAGUGUAAAAAAAGAAAAGAAAAAGAAAAGAAUAUAUAGGCAAAUGUAAGAUACGCACUCUCUGUAAGAUAAAUAUUUGCCUUUUUUUUCUAAAAGGUGUAUGUAUUCUGUAUGUGAAAUUGUCUGUGGAAAGUUUCUAUGUUCUUAAAUGGCAAUACAUUCCAAAACCGUAUUGUAGAUAUGUACAGCAACCACACUGGGAUGGGGUAGUUUUGCCUGUAAUUUUAUUUAAACUCCAGUUUCUACACUUGCAUCUUGCAAUGUCGGUAAGAUAUAUAUCAGUGCAAAAAAAAUUAAUAAUAAUCAACAAAAAUCCAUGCAGGUCUAAAGCACAGAGUAUGACGUACAAAAGGAAAAAAAUGCUCAGUAUUGAUGUGUGUGACUUUUGUUGUAAAUUACAUCUGUACUGUGAAUGAGAAGUUUUUACAAGUAUAAUAAUUGCCUUUAUUACAGCUCUGGCUGAGUGUUCAGCCUGAGGAUAUUUUUUAAAAAAAACAGCACAUUGGAAUAAAUUUUAAAAUC